Messenger RNA from Fusarium subglutinans, 2208 nucleotides. Its product is annotated as ankyrin repeat. The transcript has 2 exons. Gene Ontology annotation, cellular component: nucleus. The coding region runs from base 1 to 2208 and encodes 735 amino acids. Gene Ontology annotation, molecular function: protein binding; transcription cis-regulatory region binding. The record is from RefSeq and is a predicted model, not a curated record. Lineage: Eukaryota; Fungi; Ascomycota; Sordariomycetes; Hypocreales; Nectriaceae. Gene Ontology annotation, biological process: positive regulation of transcription by RNA polymerase II.
AUGGACAAAGUUCACUGCCAUACCGAAACGGCUCUUUCGAUGCCUAUUUCCACCACCCACCAAUGCCUCCUUGCUUUUGCACGUAUCGAGGGGUACAAUGAUGAUAAACUCUUCCUCCAGACGAUGAUCCGGCCGAGCGAAACGGUGGCACUUUUGGAAGAUGAAAAGCGCAAUAAGUCUAACUUUCUAGCGCUACGCCAUAACUUCUUGUAUUGGGUUCAAACGAUAGGUGCCCUGAAGCCAUUGUCCUCCCUCGAUGAGAAGCUCAAAAGGCUUGAUCGUGUAUCCAAAGAGGUGUUGGAUUGGUUAAAUGUGAUUUUAGAAAAUCUGAAUCGCGUAACAGAUAAACCCCAUUCCGAUACAACGCCUUCCAAAUACACAUGGUUCGACAAUAUUUUCAUGUGGAGGGAUAUGGUGUGGACCAUAGGGUCUGCUCUAGAUCAUCUACGCCAGUGUGCUAUCGAAAUUGCACAUUUCUCAGCUCAACAGCCCGUUGUGACGGGCAAGGACGGAUCAUUCCGCAGAGACAUCAUCACACUUAUUCGAGAUCGAUUUCCGGCUGCUCGUCAAGCCUUAUGCAGGGAGCUGGGUGAAUCAAUCGCGAAAAGACGCAAACCUCUAUUGCAAGGCGCAUACCCUAAGCCUCCACUGCUCGAUACCUUUAGGAGCGCGUUUACUCUUAGUACUGCGCGUGAUUAUGUCGAGUAUCCUCCCUUGCCCGAGGUAACUGAAUUUGAAACCCUGAUAGGCCCUGGCUUGGACACAGUCCCUCAAAAGCUACCAGGAGUUCAGUGCCCCUUUUGUUUCUGCGAGUUGGUGCUAAAAAAGCCUGGCGAUAAUAUACUUGCACUAUGGAAACAUCAUGUCGACGAGCACAUCGAACCGUACACAUGUUUCCUCCAUGAUUGUGAGCACUCUAACAAGCCCUUUAUGCACCGUGAAGAGUGGGCAGCACAUAUGUCAAUCAAUCAUGAUUGGUUAUAUACACCCGAUGCCUGGACGUGGCAGUGCGAUACUGACCAUGAAACCCCCAUGAACUUCGAGUUCAAAUCACAGUGGACGAGUUAUGUGCAGGAUUGCCACCCGGAACUUUGGAAACUUACGCUUUUCGGCCACUUUGACGAAAGACGUGAAUGUCGGAGGUAUAUUAUUCGUGAUUGCGUGGUAUGCCCCCUGUGCGAACAAAUUCCCGAAGACACGGAACGGAUGCUGGAGACAGUCAAAAACGGCGAUUACGAAAAAGUACGCAUGUUCAUGUGGAACCAUGUUGCCGAUCAUCUGAAGUCUCUAUCCAUGAUGGUCAUUCCUUCUAUUGGAGACCCCGCUUGCGAAGCGGCCAAACAAAAUCAAAAGCUAGCCAUUGAAGCCAAGGCCUCAGGCUGGACGCUUGGGAGGGAGGAGCCCAGAUUACUGCCCCGCGCUGUCCCUUCGGCCCUAAGCAACGUUGUGGAGGUCACUGAGAUACUUACCGCCGAUGGGCCAGAUAUCGCGUUGAUUGAACCAGGAAGGACGCUAACCUUGUGUUCCGCAGCCGAGCAAGGCCUUGAGACUGCUGUCAAGCUCCUUGUAGACAGCGGUGCUCGAUUAGAAGCUACAAAUCGUAGACCGUUUGGUCGCGUUGGUAAAACGCCGUUGGCUUUGGCUGCCGAAAUAGGACAUGCUGGCGUGGUAAAGAUAUUAUGCAUGAACGGUGCGGACGUUGGUGCUAUAUGGGGCGAGGAUAAGCAUACUCCGUUAUCCCUGGCAGCAAUUAAUGGACACGAAGAUACCAUGCGGGUUCUUAUCGAUGCCGGUUCAGAUAUGGAGGCCCGAACCGUGCAUUCCAACAGGACUCCACUCCACUGGGCAGUUUUCAAGCACCGGGUAGAGAGCACAAGGUUACUCCUACAGCGUGGCGCCCAGGUAAAUGCUAAGGAUGAAUUCGGAACCGCAUUGUGCUAUUCUGCAGGGGAGGGGCACUUGGAUAUUGUCAAGUUACUUCUCGACCAUGGCGCAGACAUAGAACUUACUUCCAUCCAUGAGGAAACUCCUUUGUCGUUGGCAGCUCAGCGUGGUCGUGUAGAUGUGGUGCGGUUACUGCUAGCCCAUGGGGCCAAUAUUGAUGCAAAGAACUGGAGAGGCAAGACAGCACUAGAUUUGGUCCAAGUAGAGUACAACGACGAGGGCCCCACGUUUGACGAGGUCGUCGAGGUGCUCAAGUCUCAUUAG